CUAGGACUUUAUGCUUAAAAUGAUACUUCAUGCAAGGCUUAUUUUCCUGGUAGGAAGUACGUUUGGAAGGACUAGAAGAAACAAGCAGCAACUUAAUAUGGUGCUUUCAUUAGAGACUUUUGAUUCUCAAGGUCUCCCAUAAUAUACAAUAUGCGCAGCAUGACACCAGAGCAGGAUCUCAAUCUUAUUUAAGGAGCUCGGUGGCACCAUAUAAGGUUAUGGGAUGCAGACCCAAGGAGAGGGAAUAAAUUUCUUGUUUGUUACUCCUGUUUUUGAUCAGCUUUGGCACAUUCUGAUGAGCUUACACCUUUUAAGAUGGUCCCUAUGGAGGUAGAAUAUGUCAUCUCUAUUGCAGAAAGUAAUGGAGUUGCUGCUGGCAAGAAAGAAGUAACAUCUUCACAGGGAACAGAAAUCGAGCAUGCUGAUGAGGGAAGACAUCAAAGCUCAGAAAGUGCCAGAAAGCUUCCCAAAGUGCAUACAUCAGAGCAUGACAAGACUGAGGAGAGCUGAUGCUGGAAAUGGGAGGAGAGAAGGAACACUUAGCAAAAGCAAGUAUCUAGAGAUUAAGAGAAACCUUCGCUGGGCCAUGUCGUUUUCUUACUAAUCCCCGCAUUGAAGAUAAUGAAGGAGUUAAUCAUAAUGCUGGAGCAGAUGCUCAGCUCAGCAAAGUUCCAGGAGGACCAGCCAAGGACCUGGUUUAUUGGUAACCUGUGUUUAUGCAUUAAUAUACAGGCAUUAUAUUUUGUUUGAGUAUGAUUCCACAGGGUAUUUUAAGUAGUGUAAUUAGUUUGCUGUUGAAUAGACAAAUAUGUUAUUCUUUUAUAUAUGGGUAGAUGGUAGAAUUAGAAAGAUCUCUUACACUCUAUAAUUUCAUUGAAUAAUUUAAUUAUCUAACUCCAUAGCUCUAGAGAUGGAACUUUGGAGGUUUUUUCUGGCCUGACAGCUGUAGCCUAUCGACUUAACCUUCUGGAAAAACUCUAGCUGCGCAUAGAACGACUUUGCAGACAAAUGAAGUGGAGAAGCAAACUCUGGAGUCUUUGCAGCCCAGGAGCCUAGGAGGAGGAAUCUCUGGCACCAAAUUCCUGUAGAACAGAGGGACUUCACUGGACUGUUUUGCAGAAGACAGGAAUUUUUUGCAAUACUUGGUGAUUGGAUACGGUGACACAGAAAACUUGAAAGGCUGUCUGUUCAUCAUGUCUUCUAUUCUUGAGAAGAUGAAGAAAUUUGGCAGUUCUGACAUUGAAGAAUCUGAAGUGACAGAUGAACACACAGAUGGGGAAGACUCUGCUCUGGAAACAUCUGACAACCUCCAGGGUGCAUUCAGCAGCAAGGUGCAGCCAUGCAAAAGCAACAUCUUUGCAAGACGUGGACGGUUUGUGAUGGGGGAUAGUGACAAGGACAUGGCUCCAAUGGACUCCUUUUACCAGAUGGAUCACCUGAUGGCACCGUCUGUCAUCAAAUUUCAUGCCAAUUUGGAGAGGGGGAAACUUCACAAGCUCCUGUCAACAGAUUCCAUCACAGGCUGCUCUGAAAAAGCUUUCAAAUUUUAUGACCGCAGAAGGAUCUUUGAUGCUGUAGCCCGUGGCAGCACAAAGGACCUGGAUGAUCUGCUGCUCUAUCUUAAUAGGACCUUGAAGCAUCUCACAGAUGAUGAAUUCAAAGAACCAGAAACUGGGAAAACCUGCUUACUGAAAGCCAUGCUGAAUCUACAUGAUGGGAAAAAUGAUACCAUUCCCUUGCUGCUGGAUAUUGCAAAGAAAACUGGAACUCUGAAGGAGUUUGUAAAUGCAGAAUAUACUGACAACUACUACAAGGGCCAGACUGCACUCCACAUUGCCAUUGAGAGAAGGAACAUGUACCUGGUAAAACUCUUGGUCCAGAAUGGAGCAGAUGUUCAUGCAAGAGCAUGUGGGGAGUUCUUCAGGAAAAUCAAAGGGAAACCUGGUUUUUAUUUUGGAGAGCUGCCCCUGUCCCUAGCUGCUUGCACCAAUCAGCUCUGCAUUGUGAAAUUCCUCCUUGAGAAUCCCUACCAGGCUGCUGACAUUGCUGCUGAGGACUCCAUGGGCAAUAUGGUCCUGCAUACUCUGGUGGAGAUUGCAGAUAAUACUAAGGAUAAUACCAAGUUCGUUACCAAGAUGUACAAUAACAUAUUGAUCCUUGGUGCCAAAAUAAAUCCUAUCCUGAAGCUGGAAGAACUCACCAAUAAAAAGGGGCUGACUCCUUUAACAUUGGCAGCCAAAACAGGGAAGAUAGGGAUUUUCGCUUACAUCCUCAGACGAGAGAUCAAAGAUCCUGAGUGCAGACACUUAUCUAGGAAGUUCACUGAAUGGGCUUAUGGACCUGUCCACUCAUCUCUUUAUGACCUGUCCUGCAUAGAUACAUGUGAGAAAAAUUCAGUGCUUGAAAUUAUUGCCUACAGUAGUGAAACACCAAAUCGUCACGAGAUGCUGCUGGUAGAACCCCUUAACAGGCUGCUGCAAGAUAAGUGGGACCGGUUUGUCAAGCACUUAUUUUACUUCAACUUCUUUGUGUAUGCAAUUCAUAUCAGCAUCCUCACCACAGCUGCCUAUUACAGACCUGUGCAGAAGGGGGAAAAGCCUCCCUUCACUUUUGGUCACAGCACUGGGGAAUAUUUUCGAGUGACUGGAGAGAUCCUGAGUGUAUUGGGAGGACUGUAUUUUUUUUUCAGAGGGAUACAGUAUUUUGUGCAGAGGCGCCCAUCAUUGAAGACACUGAUAGUGGACAGUUACAGUGAAGUUCUUUUCUUCGUUCACUCGUUACUCCUCCUGAGCUCUGUGGUGCUGUACUUCUGUGGCCAGGAACUAUAUGUGGCUUCCAUGGUCUUCUCCUUGGCUCUGGGCUGGGCUAACAUGCUAUACUACACCCGUGGCUUCCAGCAGAUGGGCAUUUACUCUGUCAUGAUUGCAAAGAUGAUCCUAAGAGACUUAUGUCGCUUCAUGUUUGUCUAUCUAGUAUUCCUCUUGGGAUUUUCCACAGCUGUGGUGACUUUAAUUGAAGAUGACAAUGAGGGACAGGACACAAAUAGCUCUGAAUAUGCCCGAUGCAGCCACACAAAACGAGGCCGCACAUCCUAUAACAGUCUGUAUUAUACCUGCUUAGAACUUUUCAAGUUCACUAUUGGGAUGGGAGACCUGGAGUUUACAGAGAACUACAGGUUCAAGUCUGUGUUUGUCAUCCUUUUGGUUCUCUAUGUCAUCCUCACAUACAUCCUCCUGCUCAAUAUGCUUAUUGCGCUGAUGGGAGAAACUGUGAGCAAAAUUGCACAGGAGAGCAAGAGCAUCUGGAAACUCCAGAGAGCCAUCACGAUCUUGGAUAUAGAAAACAGCUACUUGAACUGUUUGAGGCGUUCAUUCCGAUCUGGAAAGCAAGUCUUGGUGGGGAUCACACCUGAUGGCCAAGAUGAUUACAGAUGGUGCUUUAGAGUUGAUGAAGUGAACUGGUCCACGUGGAAUACUAAUUUGGGAAUAAUCAACGAAGAUCCUGGGUACUCUGGGGACCUCAAACGAAAUCCCAGUUACUGUAUUAAGCCUGGUAGAGUUUCAGGGAAAAACUGGAAAACUUUGGUUCCACUUUUAAGAGAUGGAAGCAGGAGAGAAGAAACACAAAAACUACCUGAAGAAAUCAAACUAAAACCCAUUUUGGAACCUUAUUAUGAGCCAGAGGAUUGUGAGACAUUGAAGGAAUCGCUUCCAAAGUCAGUCUGAUCUUCUCUUGUUUUUAAGAAGGUUAAUUCUAGUUGUUUGUGUUGGUUCUUACAAGGAGGACAAUUAAAGCACUUCCUUCAUAAGAACAGGGAUUUGUGGAAAAAGGCCAAAGAAGUUAGGAACUGACUGUGUGCAAGGAUUCAUUAAGUAUCUUGAAUAAACUACCAGUUGUUUAAGCUCAUGUCUUCAUGGUUAUUUUUAAUAUAAAUCUGAAAGAAAGUAGGUACUUACUGCUUGAUUUAUAUUUACUUGGCUAGAUAUUUGUAAGUCAGCCUACAUGUGAAGUGUUAGAUAAUUCUUAUAGUUUGAUGUUGGUUUGUUUGCUUUCUUUUGCUUUGCUUUACGUUAAAUACACUGAGAAUUUCCCACAGUUCAGAGCUGUCUGAAGUGAGCAGUUUUUUCCUGCAGAUUUUUUUCCCAGUCUUCAUUUCUUUCACUCUUUGCAAAUUCUCUCCUGCAUUUCUGAGGUCUGAGCUGACAUUCUUCUUGUUGGCCCUUCACUAAGUUUUGCAGAUUGGUACAAGUGGCCAGUAAUGGUGAAUGUUCUGUUGAUUCUAUGAAAAUAACAAAAAGGCCUAUAGUUAUCACUUGCCUCUCUGCACAUAGUAGAUUUCAUACUUCGUCUACUUUUAGAUUCUUUUAACAAGUGUUUCUCUGAGCAGCUGCAGGCCUUGAUUUCAUGAUUUUCCAGCCCUGAAAACCAACUAACUGUGUUAAAAUGGAAAUGGGUAAGAGCAGUAAAAAUUACCAAGCGACCAGAGGUAGGUUGCUGUGAAGAAUGUUUCUUGGAGAGGAGAUAAAUAGGGACACACUGAGGGUAAGUAAUGAAUCAUCUAAAGAUGUUGUUAGUCUUUCUCAUAACAGAAGAACAAACAUACUCUGAAACUGUAAAUGUUGGGUAGUCAAAAUGAAUAAAAUGUUUCUUACAGAGUCUGAGUAAACACUAGAAUACACAGUUACUGUUACUGAGGCUGAAAGCUUAACAGUAUCCCAAAUUUGACAUUUAUUUAUAUAACAGAUGAACUUUGCAUAACGUAAGAGAGCGCGGCUAUAUAGACUGUAUGUUUCAAAGGUCAGGUUUAUAAUAAUGAGUAACAGUAAUAAUUUUGAAAUCAGAGUUUUUAUUCUUGGCUUCAACAGCAUUGGGAGGAAAGCAGCUGGUCAGAAAGGAAGGAUGAGAAAAUCUGUGCUCAAGAACUGACCCAAUGAUCCAGUGCUGGAUCUAUGCAGCUGUGAUGGGCAAGAAAAGGCUCAGCUCACCUUGCCAGUCAUGCUGGCUCAGAAGCAAAGGAAAUGGAGUUGAUGUGCUCACCUCAUCUGUCUGUGAGUGACUUUAAUUAGCAGUAAGUGUAAAUAAUGAGUGUAAAUGUGCAUAUGAUGGGAGACAGCAAGAAGUGGGUUCAUCUAAGGUGAGUUGGGCUUCAUUUUACUGGGGAUAGAAAAUGGGCUGAUUAACAUGUGUAAAAGCCAAAUGUUGAUCUCAGUGUGCUACAGUGCUGCCUAGUCAGUCACAUAAGCUGCUGCAUCUUUCAAAUUCCAACAAUUUCUGAAGUAUUUGAGGAAAGUAUAUAUAUAUAUUACCUGAAAAAUGUGGAGCCACAUAACCUGUAUUAUAUAUUGUUGCCUGAAUAUCACUUGUCCUAAUUAAACUCUCAGUGUUAAUCCCUUCUCAGGCAGCACUUUGUCAGUUUUUGGUGGGCUCUAUGGGAGACUGCACAGCCCACCAGGGGGCCCCCACGCUGUGUGCAGAGAUCCUUAUGCAGUCCCGAAGUACCCCAUAGCUGACUUGCCCCAGGAAAACCCCUCUUGCUCUGACACCUCUGUCUUCCUAUACUGCCUCCAGUCAUAUUCAUCAUGCAGGAUCACAUUUAUCUUUGCCAAAAGCCAGGUAAUCCCACUGCCCUUGUGUGGCAAACAUUUGUGACAAAUGUACUUUGAGUCUUUCUUGCUCUGUUAGGCAAUAGGCAAAGAUGUAGCAGGGCCUGAAAGGAAUGUCUUAAUCAAUGCUGCCAUAUGCAGCAUGGGUACUCUGGGUCUUCUGUUGUGGUUACAGAGCUCUGAAGUGCUUCCCAUCACCCACACCAUGCGGACUGGGAUUGCUUCUGACUCUGGAAUAGUUUCUACGGAGAAAAUAUGGACCCAGUUUCAUCAGAUAUUAAACUGUACAAAACACUUCAGGGUGGAUGGUGGAGAGUAUGCUGUGUUUUUGAGAAGGAAAGGAAAUCAACCAAAUGAUCUCAUGAGACUUCUGCUUUUUUGAUACUGUGUUGGUGAUACUGUGGCAGAGCUACAUCACUAUUAGUAAUGCUUCCUGUUUCAGUCUGCAGAAAAUGAGUGGGUAUGAGGAGACAUGAAUAUUUACAAAAUCACUGAGGUUUUCAGACUCCAUCAUCAACCAAAAUUGUACUUGUCUGUCAUUGUUUUAAUCAGCCUCCCUGAACAGUUUAGUCACCUGAAUGUUGACAGGAAAGGUCAUGACACCUGGAAUUGCCAUGUCAGCCGACUGUGGAGCAGCCAAGGAAAGCAACUCCCAGUGACAGGAACCGGGAGGAAGUUUGUCCUACUCACUCAGCCAGUAGGAGCAGUUUUAAGCAAUGUCAUCAAGUGGAAGUCAUUUCUUUCCAAGGUGGUAUAGUAGGUGUAGCUCUUAUUCCAAAGGUGAGUGUGGAUAAUGAACCACCCAGGGAAAAGGGAUUGUGUCCCCAGUUUCUGAAACUCAAGAGUCUUUAAUUGACAUA
Coturnix japonica (Japanese quail) is the source of this 6463-nucleotide messenger RNA. Lineage: Eukaryota; Metazoa; Chordata; Aves; Galliformes; Phasianidae. The record is from RefSeq and is a predicted model, not a curated record.